Alosa sapidissima (American shad) is the source of this 18370-nucleotide messenger RNA. It is a transcript of the gene pcloa, whose product is annotated as piccolo presynaptic cytomatrix protein a. Gene Ontology annotation, biological process: protein localization to synapse; presynaptic active zone assembly. The coding region runs from base 229 to 13179 and encodes 4316 amino acids. Gene Ontology annotation, molecular function: structural constituent of presynaptic active zone; protein binding; metal ion binding. The transcript has 26 exons. The record is from RefSeq and is a predicted model, not a curated record. Gene Ontology annotation, cellular component: cytoskeleton of presynaptic active zone; membrane; glutamatergic synapse. Lineage: Eukaryota; Metazoa; Chordata; Actinopteri; Clupeiformes; Clupeidae.
GAUGGAAAGAAAGAGGAAGGAGGAGAUGUCGGAUGUAGUAGCUAAAAACGAAGGCUCCUCCUUGUCGAGGAUGUAAACCACAAACACUGAAACUAUGGAGAUCAACAAACAUGUAAAACCGGACGUAUAAUAUGAGAAACACCGGGAACCACACAGAGAGACACUGUCGACGUUUCUGGACGUAAAACAUCGUGUUGUAGUUCUUUGCGGUAGAAGAGGAGUUUCAUCAUGGGGAACGAGGCAAGCUUAGAGGGUGGUGGUGAAGGGUCGCUUCCAGAAUUACCGGAGGGCCUGUCAGCCGAUGGGAAAGGUGGCUUCGUUCGGACGUCUACUGGAGAGAAGGUGGACCUGACUCAUCUAAGCGAAGGAGAGAAAAAUCAACUUGCUGCCGCGAUGGCAAGAGUGCAAGGCGGGCAACCUGGAACAACCAGGGAUGCUGCGACUUCCAGGGCUACUGCGAGUGCUGAGACAAGCAAGGGCCACACUGGACUAAGCAAGAGCCGCACAGUUGAUGCUUUUGCUGAAGGCCCAGCUUCAAAGCCAAAACCUGGACGCAGCCCUUCAUCCCUCAGCCUCUUUGAGUCCCGUUUCAGGCAGGAGCCAAAGGAUCCCUCAGAGUCAAGGUCCAGCAUGUUCUCCUCUGGUUUUCUUAGUGGGGCCAACCCCCUGAGUGCAGUGUCCUCUGCUGUGUCUUCCUCAGCUGUUAACAUCUCCAAACUCAACCCUUUUGGAGAUGAGGAGGAAGAAGAGGAACCAACUGCCAAGCCAUUAGGUAAAACCCCUGGAGGCGCACCAGGGCCAAGAAAGGGCCCCCAGCAGCAAGGACAGAGGCCACCUCAAGGACAAGGGCCACCCAAAGGUCAAGGACCACCUCAGCAAGGGCCACCCAAAGGUCAAGGACAACCUCAGCAAGGGCCACCCAAAGGUCAAGGACCACCUCAGCAAGGGCCACCCAAAGGCCAGGGACCACCUCAGCAAGGGCCACCCAAAGGUCAAGGACCACCUCAGCAAGGGCCACCCAAAGGCCAGGGACCACCUCAGCAAGGGCCACCCAAAGGUCAAGGACCACCUCAGCAAGGGCCACCCAAAGGCCAGGGACCACCUCAGCAACGAGGAGGACAACCUCCACAAGGGCCUGGGAAACUCAGUGGCCCUGGACCUCAGCAACAGGGGCCUCUCAGAUCUGGAGGCCCUCCUCAACAGGGUCCACCAAAAGAAGAUUCUCAUAAGAGCAGUACCCAACCAGGGCCAAGACCCCAACAAAAAGGUACACCAGUUCCUGCUGAACAGUCUUCAGGGCCUGCAAAGAAUGCACUCUGUCCACUCUGCAAAACCACCGAGUUGAAUUUACAGGCCAAAGACCAGCCACCAAACUUCAACACCUGCACCCAAUGCUCACAGCAGGUUUGCAGCCUCUGUGGCUUCAGCCCGCCUGACUCUGCGGGUAAGGAGUGGCUCUGUCUCAAUUGUCAGAUGCAGAGAGCUCUUGGGGGAGCCGAGCACCCUGGUCCUCCCAUGAUGAAACCACAGCCCUCAAAGGAGGGUUCUGCUCCACCCUCACCACAGAGGACAGGACCACCCCUCAAGGGUGAGUCUAAGAGACCUCCAAUGCUGACCAAACAGAAGAGCAUAGCUGAUUCAGGGAAAAUAGGGACACCACCUGUAACUCCGCAUUUGAAAUCUCCUGGUCCAUUGAGUCCAAAUGCUCCACUAAGUCCAAAGGGCCCAUUAGGGUCCCAGCCAGGAUCACAGCCAGGGUCUCAGCCAGGGUCUCCAGGGCCGAAACUUGGAUCUCCAAAAAUAGACCCGAAAACUGGCCGUCCCAUCCAGCAACAACAGGGAUCUCCCGCCAGAUCAGCUCCCGCACCUAAGCAAGACACAGGCUUUUUUGGAGGCUUUGGAUUGGGAGGGUUGACAGACAUGCCAAAAUCCCCUGCUACCGCCAGCCAAGCUGCAGAAUCAGUCACAGGGAAGCUGUUUGGUGGCUUUGGAGGUACUAAACCCCAGGCCCCUUCUUCUCAGCCCACAGAAUCAGUAACAGGGAAGUUGUUUGGAGGGUUAGGUAGCCUUACAGAAGCAGCCAAGCCCCCAGCCAAACCCCCAGCCAAACCCCCAGUUGAUGCUGUUUCAGGUAAAAUGUUUGGGUUUGGUUCCUCUCUUCUGAGCUCAGCCACCAAUCUCAUGUCCUCCAACCCAGAGGAUGAAAAUGCAGAAUCACCACCAGGUUCACCCCCAGAUUCAGCACCAGGUUCAGCCCCAGAUUCAGCACCAGGUUCACCACCAGAUUCCCCUAUAGACUCUGGUGCAGAUUCACCACCUGGGACUCCCCCAGACUCUGGCUCAGAAUCCCCUCCUGACACUCCACCUCCAUCUUCUAAAAUCCCUGAACCAUCUGAUGGGGCCCCAACUGCAGAUCUUAUUGUGGAGUCUAAGGAAACCCCACCUGCCUCAGUCCCUGUGCAGGAGACGCCUUCCAGCUGUCCUUUGUGUAAGACUCAACUGAAUAUGGGUUCAGAGGAUACACCUAAUUACAGCACCUGCACGGAAUGCAAGAAGACUGUGUGCAACUUAUGUGGGUUCAACCCAAUGCCCCAUCUUGGAGAGAAUGAAUGGCUCUGCUUGAACUGCCAGACACAAAGAGCUCUUUCAGGACAACUGGGUGAUAUGUCUCCUUCACCUAAGACCUCUCCAGCCAAGCAGCCUAUGAAACCAGCACCUACAUCUCCUACAUCUAGCGCUGUCCCUACCCCUACUUCCCCUAUUUCAGAAGCUCCUCUUUCCCCUGCAUCUAAAGCUCCUGCUGCCUUUGCCGAAUCGAGUCCCAGUAUUAAUCAUGCUCAGGCCAAGCAGCCUCAAUUGAGCUCAGAUAAAACAGUGGAUCAUAGACAAACAGCACAGGCAGCAGAAGCCACAGCAAUAGAGGAAGACCCUGUGUCAGAGAACAAAACAGAGACAAACACUGAAGUAACUAGCCAACCUAAAGAAAAGGAAACCCACAAAGAACAUGGAGAUGAGGCUGUAGUGAUGCAAGAUAGAGUGACAAGUCCCUCUGAUCUAGCUAAACUGGAGAGCACAGUUCUACCUAUACUAGAGGCUCAGUCAACCACAGCUGUAAGAGAUGAUUUGGAUAAAUCAAAUGAAAUGGUCAAAGGAAAGCGUCGACUACAAGUGUUACCAAUGUCACCUGAACAGAGCUCAGAGGAAGACGGCCAAGGAGAACCACAAGAGAGGAAGGAUACCACUGUGACUGCUGCCUCCAACACAGAGCGGAUAAAACUGUCUGUACCAGCUGAACUACAAGAUUCAUUUGAGGAUAGCAGUGAGAGUGAGCAUGUAUCCCUCCCAAAGAAAGUGGCAGGUGGUGGUGAAAAAGAUCCCUCAGACAGCCCUAUGUCUGUUGAUGAAGAACCGUUAAUUCAAACCCAAAUUACUGAUAUGAGUGCAGAUGUGACUGCAUCACCAAAUCAUGAGGACAGAGAUCAGGAGCAAAAAAGACAACAAGAUGGAAAGGAGAAAAGUGAGUCAGGGAGAGGUAGGCGUCUUCUUAAAAAUAGCAGCAUUAGUCCAGAGGAUGCCAAUGAUGUGAAAAACCUCACUUCUCUCGCUAAAUCCUCAGAGGAGGUUGCAACAGGUAUUAGGCACUUCAAAACCAUUGAGCUAAACAGCACUGCUACUGUUCGGCCAACAUUCGACGAUGGAGAGCCUGAAAGUCUAACAGAUUCUCCUGAAGACCGCUCCAGAGGUGAGGGCUCCUCUAGUCUACAUGCUUCCAGCUUUACUCCAGGGACUUCACCUACCUCUCUGUCAUCCCUAGAUGAAGACAGUGACAGCAGCAGUCCAAGUCAUACAAGGUCAAGUGGAGAAGGUAAACAGCACAGGAAGGCAAAGCACCGACAACCUGGCCAGAUGUUGCCAACUAUUGAGGACUCUUCUGAGGAAGAGGAACUUCGUGAGGAAGAAGAGCUCCUCAGAGAACAAGAAAAGCAGAAGAGCUCAGGGAAAAAAUCAAAGAAAGAUAAAGAGGACAUACGAGCACAGAGGAGAAGGGAGCAUCCCAAAACACCCCCAAGCAAUCUCUCUCCCAUUGAAGAUGCCUCCCCAACAGAAGAAUUACGUCAAGAGGCAGAGAUGGAGGAGAUACGAAGAUCAUCUUGCUCAGAUUUCUCACCUAGUAUGGAAUCUGACCCAGAAGGAUUUGAAGUUAACCCAGAGAAAAUUGCUGCAGUACAGAAAGUAUAUCAACUUCCAACAUCUGUAUGCCUUUACUCUCCUACAGAUGAACAUCAUGGUGACACUCUGUCAAAAGAAGUGACAAGGAAAAAAGCCCUGAAAAGUGCAGAUGAAGCCUAUGAAGAAAUUAUGUUAAAAGCUAAGUCCCCCAUAAUUGAGAGAGUGGAGUUACCACCUUGUAAGGAAUCUUUGUAUAGUAGUACGUUGAUUGAGGAUUAUGCUUAUGAAUCUCUUGUUAAGGACAAAUGUGAUGAGGAAGAAAAGGGUAAAAUGCCAGUGCCAGAAAAAUCAAAACAUUUAAGAUCACCAGAUGAGGUCUAUGAAGAUAUGAUGCAGAAAAAGGAAAUUAUGCUAAAAGAACAGGACUUGAAACAGUCACAGCCAACAAAGGACAUAACACAACCAGAAAUAAUAUUACCACCUCCUGAAUGUCAUUCUGGUUUCAUUCCCACCAGUAGCAGUGUGGCUAUAGGCAAAGAUGGGAAACCACUAUUAGAUGCUGAAACUGCCUAUGAAGAACUUAUGAAGCGACAGAAAGCUGUAUUAACACCUGGAACCAGUCCAACACAGCCAUGUCCUGAUUCUGAAAACUCAAUGUUACAGUUUGGAGCACCAGGGAAUAAUACAGUGAUGGACACAGGUUCACAGAAACGUCUCUACCCUAUACCAGACCUUAGGGUCAUUCAGUGCUCCUCCGGUGAAGAAGAACCUGAUGAGGACAGUGGUGCAGAUCACACACUUGAAAAGGCUCCAAGUGCACCUGAGAUCUUAUCAGAAACUCCUAUAAAGACAGAGCCCAUACAAAUUGUUUCCAAAGACCAAUAUACUGUAGCACCAGCUUCAGAGAUAGACAUACAUUCUGUCCCAUCAUCUGAAGAUACUACAUCUUCUAACCAUCAAGUAAUAUCUUCUGAGAUACCUGACAUUCAUUCCUCAUUCAGAGAUUCCACAACCACAGAAAUAGACCAGCAUGGUGUGGUUGACUUAUCAAAAUCUUCUUUCUCUAGUCAGACAAACUUAGAUUCCACCUCCAUUGUCAGUGUAGCUACAAAACUGUCUCAUCCCAUUGUGGUGAGUGUAUCACCUUUACCAACUGUACCACAAUACAUUCCUUCUGCACCUAGUGUAGUAUCAACAGUUCCCCCUGUACCUCCCAAACCAGCAGUAUUACGCCGUGGUUUGUCUCAGGAAAAAACAGACAUUCCUAUGCCUCCUCCCUUGCCACCUCCAACACUGCCGAAGCCAACUCUAUAUCCAAAAAAGAUACCACCUCAGGUUCUUCCACGUUGUACUCCAGUGGGUAUGACUACAGGCCCCAGUACUUUGGAAAAACAGUCUGGAGGUACAACACAUAAGCCGCAUUUUCCACCACCUGUUCCUCCAAAGCCAUCCUCCAUCCCAGCAGGUCUCACUUUCACUCACAGAUCUGGAGAAAGUAUCAAGCCUCCAAUAGCUCCCAAGCCAGUGACAAUUGUUCACCCACCUUCUCCUCUUCAUUCACCAGCUAGACCAACAGUUCUAACCACCGAGUCUGCAAGCAUAGCUCUGAAUCUAAGUCCCUCUGUAGAUAGCAGGCCUGGAACCACAUCACCCAAAUCCCCUUCAUCCCCCAGGCACACCAAAACUUUACAUGAAACAUAUGUAGUUAUAACACUGCCAUCACAGCCCAGCUCACCAGUAGAAGGCAUACAGUCUCAAGCCUCAGCAAGUUGUGAUUUUGCAUCUCCAACAAUGCACCCUCAAGCAUCUCCUUAUCCACCACAGCAACAGAGCCAUACCCAGUCAGACCCACAACAACGAACAACAAAAGUGCCACUUGCAUUUACUCGAAUCACUGAAUCAAUAGAAAGUCAAGAAAUAUGCGGGCCUGAGAAAGUGGUGUCAAGCAUGAGUCAUGUCUAUGAAGCCAUAUCAGCAUCAGCUCAACCACCAGUACCACUAGCUAAUGGUGUUGCACAAGUUGUAACCACAGAACUUCAAAGAACAACAGUGUCUGUUGUACAUGAAAGAGUGCCAUCCAUGCCUACCCCAAGUUCCUUCUGGGCUUCGUCUAGUCCAGAGAAUUUGAAAACUCAGCCUCAGAAUAGCCACAUCUAUCAUGCUGGUGAGGUUGUGGAUCUUCGUACCCCAAAAAUGGAUGCAGAUACAGCCAUGAAAGGUGUUGACCUGUCAUCAUCUGAGUCAAGACGACAGUCUGUGGUUACUGAGAGCAGUGCAAGACAAACAAGUGCAGUUCAGUCAUCUGUUGUCAAUCUCAGCACAGAACCCCCUGCCUCUGUCUCUGUUGUGUCAGACAACAUUACCAUUGUCACUUGCACGGCCACAAUUGCUCAUGGUAAUGAUGCAUUUCAGGCCACCUCAAUGCCUCUUCAGCUUACAACAGCCAAAUCAUUUGAGCCAGUUUCUCAAAUAAUCUAUCGACCAGUAGAUGCCCAACCAGAGAAACCAAUCAAUCUGUCCACUAGUGUAGGGAAAGUUCAGACACCUCCUGUUACUGUUGCUCCAACCUUUGUAACAAGUGGUUUUGGUGCAAGUGUCCCUCCUCACUUGGAAACUUGUGUAUCUGGAGCAGUAGAUCUCACUACAGCAAAGCCUGUUCAGACCAUUGUCUCUGUUGACAAAUCCACUGCAGAGGUCAUGACAGCUGUGAUCACUGAGGAGGAUGGAAAACCUGUAGAUCUGACAGCUGGCAGAAGAGCAGUGUGCUGUGAUGUUGUUUACAAGUUGCCAUUUGCAGGGAGUUGUACAACCCAGCAGCCCACUCCACUGCCUGAAGACCGCUUUGGCUAUCGGGAUGACCACUAUCAGUAUGAUCGCUCCCCUUAUGGAAUGAAAGGUUUCGUUGGUAUCAAGCCUUCCAUGUCAGACACUAAUUUAGCUGAAGCUGGGCUUUUUCUCUACAAGAGCAAAAACAGUUAUGAUUUCAAUGGUGCCAUAGAGGGGGCCGUUGAUCUUACUUCUGGAAAGAUAUCUGAGGCAGGUGAGGCAGUGGACUAUUCAAGCAGAGUCACAGGGGCAUAUUCUGGCAUGACAAUUCCACAGUUCUCCCAAACCAGAAUCACAUCUGCUACUGGAACGCCCUUUGUAGUCACAAGUGUAUUGAGAUCCUCCAAUGGUAUUGUCUAUUCCUCAGUAGCAGCCCCAAUCCCAUCCACUUAUGCAAUCACCACACAGCCUGGAUCAAUCUUCAGUGCAACAUACAAUACCCUGUCUGGAAUGCAUACAAGUGACACUAUGCCAUCAUUAUCAUCUCUUCAAAACCAACCUAUUACCAGGUCUCAGAGUUUUGUAUCCACAUUGGUCACCACUACAGCAGAGGUACAAGAGCGACAGCCUCUAAACCUAGAAAUUGUUGCAACAAAGGGUAUUAUUUCAUCUGCUCUCUCUGAGGUUACACCUACAGUAGCCACAGUAGGUACCUUAGACUCAUAUACUGAUGCAUCUUUGGAAGCAAUUGCUGCCUCCCUAGAGGCGUUAUCAUCUCCUAUGGUGCCUGGUGAUGGGCAGUACCAGAUGGAACGGGAAUUACUAGAAAUGGAGAAAAUGAAGCAGCAGCGGCUGGCUGAAGAGCUGGAAUGGGAGCGUCAAGAGAUUCAACGAUUUCGUGAACAGGAGCAGAUGAUUGUACAAAAGGAGCUAGAGGAACUUCAAGCAAUGAAACAGCAGAUCCUUUGCCAGCAAGAAGAAGAAAGGCAGGCCCACCUCAUGAUGCAAAAGGAGACCUAUGCCCAACAACAACAACAACUAGAACAGAUCCAACGCUUGCAGGAGCAACUGAGACAACAACUUGAGGAGCAGAAGUUAAGGCAGAUGUAUCCAGGAGAUGCAACAGAUGCAGCCAGACAGGAAGCAUUGCUUAGUAUUGCGGAAAGCAGAAAGAUUAUGGAUAGUGGUGUCCAAACAGAUGAAGAAGACAAUACUGAACAAACAUACACAUCAGGGAGGAAGAAGAGGGCUGUGAAGAAAAGUGUAGAUAGCAGUGUCCAGACAGAUGAUGAGGACCAGGAUGAGUGGGAGGUCCCAGCUCGAGCUAGACGUAGUAGGCCCAGAGGAGUGAAGUACAGUACAGCGGAAUGUGGGGGACAGGUGUCAGUUCAGGCUCUCACAGAGAUUUCUGUGCAAACAGAUUCAGGUACUGUGAAGGGACAUUCAGUGCAGGUUGAUGCAAGAUUGGAGUACUCAGAUUCUGACAGAAGCUCCUCCCCACAGAGAGACAGAAGACGCCCAACUCCCUUAGAGUUAGGACAAUCCUCUAAACUCAAAGUGGACUCCACUUCCCUCCAGGUGGUUCCCGUCCCUCCCAAAUCCCCCAAAGUCCUGUACUCUCCUAUAUCACCAUGUGUGUCCCCUAGCAAGUCCCUAGAGUUUGUGUCUUAUGAUAAAUCUUUAGGAGACACAAGUCCACAGAGAAUUCAUGCAGCUGCUGCAGACCCAUCAAAAGCUCAGCCUAUCAACUCUAGAACACCAAAGAUAAUGCAGAGGUCGAUGUCGGACCCUAAACCCAUGAGUCCAACUGGUGAGGACAGAGCCAUGGCGAUUUUCCAGCAUACAGAUGAUCAUACUGGUAAGUCAUCACCCAUUAGUACCCCAUCUGGAACACAGAAGAAAGUAAAGAGAACCCUUCCCAACCCACCAUCAGAGGAGGAGACAGGCACACCUGGCCAGACAAACUAUAGUACUGCAUCUGCCCGUCGACGCCUCUGCCGAAGCACCAACAUGGCCCGUGCCAAAAUCCUGCAGGACAUUGAUAGGGAAUUGGACUUAGUGGAACGUGAAUCCUCGAAACUUCGUAAGAAGCAGGCAGAAUUAGAUGAGGAGGAGAAAGAGAUUGAUGCCAAACUCCGCUACUUGGAAAUGGGAAUCAACCGCAGGAAGGAUGCCCUCUUGAUAGAACGGGAAAAACGGGAGAGAGCAUAUCUGCAGAGUGUGGCUGAGGACAGGGACUACAUGUCUGACAGUGAGGUCAGCAACAUCCGCGAGACACGGCGUGGAGGUGGUGGGGAGGAAGCAGGUGGACAUGGAUUGGAAAGACCUCACACGGCCCCUCAAUCUGAGUUAGAGCAGUUUGUCCCACCACAGACCAAACAAGAGGCUCAGUAUGGCAAGUACUCUCAGUACCAGUACCCACAACAGACCCUGUACCAGCAUUCUUUGUACCAGUCUCAACAACCGUAUCAGUCCCAAUCUAUCUAUUCCUCUGUGCCAUCCCUCACAGCUUCCCAACAGCAGAGUUACCAUCAGAUGCUCUUACUGCAGCAGAAGGCUAGACAGCAGGCUGCUCUCCUUUCUGAAUUGGAUGCCACUAAGAUGGCCACCAACUAUGAUGUCAUUCGGAGUCAACCAGAUGCCUCCUCCUAUCUAGGUGGAAAAUAUGGUAGCCAUUUGGACCUCCGCUCUUUAGAAGAACGUGGGGGUAGCAUUGCUGGGAGUCCAAUGUCUAAUGUGUCAAGUGAUUCCUUCUACACAGAUGUGGAACACCAUCAAACCCCCAGGAGCUACUUACUCCUGGAGGAUGCUGCAGAGCUCACAAAGGCAUCAUCUGGCCUCUCCGACUCCACUUAUACUCUUGCAGAGAAAGAACUUGCUAAAGCAGAGCGUCUCCUAAGGCGAACUGCUGCAGAUGUGGGAACAGAUUACCUUGAAAGUUCUACAAGGCUUAAUGCCUAUGCAAAGACCCAGGAAGAUGAAGAUGCCAUGGAGGAACCUUAUGAGCUAAAGCUACUAAAACAACAACUGAAACAGGAGUUCCGAAGAAGCACUGCUGGAACAGAGAGCCUUGAGCAACUGGCUGGUCUCCCACACCACUACUACACCCCUGGUUCAGGUGUUUCCAGCAGUUCUUACAGACCAUUCUCCAAGACUGAGAAGUACAGUAUUAGCAGACUGACUCUAGAAAAGCAGGCUGCAAAGCAGCUUCCAGCUGCCAUCCUCUAUCAGAAACAGAAACCCCCCUUGAUAGACCCUAAGCUUGGCAAGUACUCUUCCACUUUCCAGGAUACCAGGACCCUUGACACAGACUACACUAGCUACCUUGGAUCUAGUGCUGCCUCCCCCAGGUCAAGCAGGCUACUGCAGGAUGAAAUCACCUUUGGACUCCGCAAGAACAUUGCAGAACAGCAGAAGUACCUAGGUUCUAAUAUGAGUAAUAAUCUUGCAGGGUCCCUCAAUGUGGGUCAGAGCCUUAACCUCAGCUCUGGUGUGCGGACCUCCUUAGGAGAGGAUUCGUCUUACCCCAGUGGUAGUAGAUCACGCCCUUCCUCUAGGCCAUCUUCUGUCUAUGGCCUGGACUUAUCCCUCAAACGAGAUAUCUCCAGCUCCUCUCUGAGGCUAAAAGCAGAAAGUGAGGCUUCAACUGACACUUCAGCCUAUCAGACUCCUUCUGGCAGAACAAAGCCUACAAGUUUGCCAAUUGUUCCUGGAGGAAGAGGACGUAUUCCAAUUGUGGCCCAGAACUCGGAAGAGGAGAGCCCUCUGAGCCCUGUAGGCCAGCCAAUGGGCAUGGCGCGAGCAUCUGCAGGACCCCUUCCACCUAUAUCUGCUGACUCCCGGGACCAGUUUGGGUCUUGCCUUUCUUUGCAAGACUCCCAGCAGCAGCACCUGAGAGAUGAGCAGACAAGAGGUCGUGGUUAUGUGCUCAUGGAUGACCUACAAGGCACCAUGUCAGAGAGUGAAGCGUACCAACUACAUCGGGAGGAAACAGAUUGGUUCAUGAAGCCUCAAGAUGGCCGGCACGAAAAUUGCCAUAGCCCAGACAGGAGACAGAUGAAAUCUAUGCACUUCGCAUUUCCUCAUGUGCGUGUCAAACUCCAGAGAGACCCUAAGGAUCGUAGUGUGUCAGGCAAUGGCUUAGGCAUACGUGUGGUGGGAGGUAAGGACGUCCCUGGAGCUAAUGGGGAGAUCGGAGCAUAUGUUGCCAAAGUUCUCCCUGGAGGUGCUGCUGAACAGACUGGAAAGAUUGUAGAGGGAAUGCAAGUGCUGGAGUGGAAUGGAAUUGUCCUCACAGGUAAAACCUAUGAGGAGGUACAGGGUCUAGUUGGACAGCAGUGUGGAGAGGCUGAGUUGUGUGUCAGGUUGGACCUCAAUAUGUUGUCAGAUCCAGAGGGUUGCUCUCAGCACUUGGAGCUUCAGGAUCCAUCCAAAGGUGACAGACAGAGGUCUCCAGGUGUAGAUCCUAAACAGCUGGCAGCAGAGCUGCAGAAGGUGUCCCAGCAGCAGACCCCGGUGUCAGCAGUCUCCUCUCUCUCUGCGGGAGAUAAAGGACCCCAAGCUGUCUCAGCCACAGCUUCCACCGGUUCAAGUGCCAUUCCGAGCCCAGGCCAGCCCAGCUCACCAUCCGUAGGCAAGAAGCGCCAUAGCAAGACUACAGAUGCAGCAAAAGUGCAGGUGCAUCCUGUGACAGGAGAGAUUCAGCUUCAAAUAAACUAUGACAAACAGCUGGGAAACUUAAUUGUCCAUGUCCUGCAAGCCCGAAACCUGUCCCCACGCGAUAACAAUGGCUACUCUGAUCCUUUUGUCAAAGUUUACCUGCUUCCAGGACGAGGUCAAGUCAUGGUUGUCCAAAAUGCCAGUGCUGAAAACAGAAGGAGAUCAAAGCAUGCCCAGAGAAGCUUGAAUCCAGAGUGGAACCAAACUGUUAUCUACAAGAACAUCCACUUAGAACAGCUCAGAAAGAAGACUUUGGAGGUGAGCGUGUGGGAUUAUGACAAGUGCUCAUCCAAUGAUUUUCUUGGAGAGGUGCUUAUAGACCUGUCGAAUGCAACACAGCUGGAUAAUGUGCCACGCUGGCUACCCCUGAAAGAGCAGAGUGAUGGAGAGCACCACCGGCGUUCCCACUCAGGCCAGGCUCGUCAACAUUCCCCUAAGACCUCUGCACAUGGCAGUCAGCAUUCUCCCAAAAACCAGGAUUCACCUAAAUCAUCUGUAACCAAGAGCCGCAGUCAUGGAAUCUUCCCUGACCCAGCUAAGGACACACAGAUGCCUACUAUUGAGAAAUCUCACAGUAGCCCGGGCACAUCCAAGCCAUCCCCAUCUGAGGGCCAAGCCCGUUCCCACGGAUCCUCCCGCGCCUCAAGCAAAAGUGGUGCAGCCCGGAUGCACCACGAAGACACUGUAGCAACAAGUGAAGCAACCACUCAGCAGCGGCGCCACCUUCAACCAACCCAAAAUGGCCGCCUCUCCUUGAGAUACCACAGGCACAGCGUAGUGGGCGUGCUCACCAUUCAGAGACCCCAGUCCGACUUUCCAGCCAAUGAGAGCAGGGAUGGCAGACACCUGACCCUCAGGAAAGCCAUGUCUGAAGAGAGGCCCCAGAUGGAUAGAGCAUCUCGUGGCCACAGAGGUUCCGAUGCACCAGUGACUGCUGCUUCACUGGAUAGUGGUCUGAGUGGUAGUGCCUACAGCCUUCUGGAGGAAGAGGGUGGAAGAAAUGCUGUGGAUAGUGCCAUAUUUCAGGUUCCUAGAUUUGGAAAGAUCACAAAUGGAACAGACACUAUGACAUCGUUACAGGGACAUGGAGAGACUGAAGGCAAGACCCAUGUAAUGGGGGAAAUCAGGAUUGCUCUGAAGAAAGAAAUAAAAACUGAGGGAGAGCAUCUGGUCCUAGAGAUUCUGCAGUGCAGGAAUAUCACAUAUAAAUUUAAGUCUCCAGACCACCUACCAGAUCUGUAUGUGAAGUUGUAUGUGGUGAAUGUAGCCACUCAAAAAAGGAUCAUUAAGAAGAAGACAAGGGUAUGCCGCCAUGAUCGUGAACCAUCUUUCAACGAGACCUUCCGUUUCUGUAUGAAUCCUACAGGGCACUCACUUCAGCUGUUCCUUGUGUCUAAUGGAGGAAAGUUUGUGAAGAAGACUCUGAUAGGAGAAGCCUACGUGUGGCUGGAUAAGGUAGAUCUGCGUAAACGUGUGGUCAGUUGGCACAAGUUAUUGGCCAGCUCCGCUCAAAUUCACUCUUAACAAGGGCCACCUUGGAGAGGAGAGCCACCUGGGAGUAUGCUGGAAGGAGAUGCAGAGAACAACACUUGAGUACAUGACAUGAUCUCUGUGUUUGUUGGACAGUAGGCUUUUGUGACGGCUCUCUCAGUCAAUCUGUUGUUUACUCCUUUUUGUCUUAAAAUUUGCUUUCAGGCGUGUAGUGGGCAUUGGUUGUAAAAGUAGAGAUGGGGUGCAUCAGCAAAUGGUUCAUUAUGUUUUUGCUGAAUUUAUAUUGAGUUUUGCUCAUUGCUUCUCUGGUGUGUACACAACUUCAUUAAGUUGCUAAGCAAGACUUGAUUUUGGGAUAGCAUCAAUUUCACAAACUAACCAAAUUCCCCCAACAAUCACAGUUGAAAUAGCGAGCUGUUGAGAUACAGCUGGUGGCUGUGAGUUUGAAAUAAGUGGAGUUGAGUGAGGAAAGGGUUACGCUUAUCAGGAUACAACGUGUGUGAACAAAAAUCCAUCUGAAUCCUGUAUGCAUGACAGAAUAUCAUAUGGCAUAGUAUAGGCCAUAAAAGCAUGACUGAAGAUUACCACAUGGACACAUUGACUCACACAUUCUGUCUCAUAUUCACAUAAAAACAGCAGAAAGAAAAAGUAUGUGGACCCCUUGGAAUUACCUAGUUUUUCUGCAUUAAUUGGCCGUAGAAUAUGAUUGCUCAUUUGUCUGGUACCUGUGGACCAGAUCUGCAAAAUGUUCAUGAGGAAUUUUAGCCCAUUUUUAUGAUGCCUGGUGUGAUUGUGAGGUCAUUCCACAGCACGUCUAUUGGUUAAGGUCAGGGCUAUGGGUCACUCCAAAAGGUUUUUUUUUUUUAGAAUAAAUUCUGUGUAGAUUUACUGUGUUGAAUGACCAAACCUUUACUGACUUUCAGCUGGUAGAGAGCCGCCCUGUCGUUAUCCUGUUGGACAUAUUGAUAAACUUGGGAAUUUAUCUUUCCCUUAAUGAUGGCGAGCUGUGCAGUGCCCGAGACAAUAAACCGGCCCUAAAUCAUAAUGCUUCCCGGACAGAAGAUCGAAGUUGGGAUGAUUUCAUGGUGCCCUUUCUAUGUCAUACAAUGCUGCUGUUUACGUACAGAUAGGCGCCAAUUACAGGGGCACAAUGAUGGCAACCAGGACUUGCUGGUUUCCACUUGGAGGCUGAGUUCCAUUAAUCUACAGCUCUGGAAAAAAUAAGAGACUACUGCUAAAUAAUCAGCUCCUCUGGUGUAACUAUUUAUAGUUAUAUGUUUGAGUAAAAUGAACAGUUUUGUUUUAUUCUAUCAACUACUGACAACAUUUCUCCCAAAUUCAAAAUAAAAGUAUUGUAAUUUAAAGCAAAUAUUUGCAGAAAAGGACAAAUGGUCAAGAUAACAAAAAAGAUGCAGUGUCUUGAGACAAAAAAAUGCAAAAAAACAAUCAUAUUCAUUUAUAAACAACACAAUACUACCUAUUUGAACUUAGGAAGAGUUCAGAAAUCAGUAUUUGGUGGAAUAACCCUGAUUGCCAGCUUUCAUGAGUCUUGGCAUGCUCUCCACCAGUCUUUCACAUUGCUGUUGGGUGACUUUAUGCCACUCCUGACUCCUGGCGCAAAAAUUCAAGCAGCUCAGCUGUGUUUGAUGGCUUGUGACCAUCCAUCUUCCUCUUGAUCACAUUCCCGAGUUUUUCAAUGGGGUUCAGGUUUGAAGAUUGGGCUGGCCAUUACAAGGUCUUGGUGGUCCUUUGUCCUGCUGAAAUAAACAAUCCUCAGAGUUGGGGAACAUUGUCAGAGAAGAAGGAAUUCUGCUCCAGAAUUCUUCCAGGAUAACCUUGUACAUGGCUUGAUUCAUUCAUCCUUCGCAAAGACCCAUCUGCCCUAUUCGUCUUGCUGAAGCACCCCCAGAUCAUCACCAAUCCCCCACCAAAUUUCACAGUGGGUGCAAGACUCUGUGGCUUGUAGGCCUCUCCAGGUCUCCGUCUAACCAUUAGACGACCAAGUGUUGGGUAGAGCUGAAAAUUGGACUCAUCAGAGAAGAUGACCUUACUCCAGUCCUCUAUGGUCCAAUCUUUAUAGUCUUUUGCAAACCUCAGCCUGGCUCUUCUUUGCUUCUCAUUGAUGAAGGGCUAUUUUUCUAGCUCUACUGUAUAUGACGUGAGCCCUGCCCCUAGGAGCCUGUUUCAAAUCAUCCUCGCUGUGCACUUCACCCCAGCUGCCAUUUGUCAUUCUUUUUGUAGGUCACUUGAAGUCAUCCUACAGUUGCCUCUGCCGGUCUGUAGUUUUGUUGUCUCCAAUGUCUGCUGCCAUUAAAGUCAGAAUUGUACCCUUCUUCUUCAGAAUUGUACCCUUCUCACUCAAAAGUUUUCUUUUCAACUCUUUUGGCAUGGUCUAUAGUUAUCUUUUUUAUUCCAAUUACUUUUGAGGUACUACUAGUACUACUUUUUUGUCAUCCAGCUGGUCCUAUUGCAAGAUGAUAGUGAUGACCACAGCAGUGGUUUUUAUACUUUUCCUCAUAAAAUACGAUUUGGUUUAGGUGAUCACCUAAUCAGUACGUUAUGAAGUAGAAUGAGGUGUGUUUGUGUUGGAAUUCAACAGACACUGGAAUGGAAUGGCUGUCAUACAUGUAGAGAUGCUGCUAUCAGAAAAAAAUUGCAGUGGUCUAUCUUUUUCCAGAGCUGUAUAUUUCAUCAGUCCAGAAAACAUUUUCUCAGUAGCAUUGUGAUUUGAUAGUUGAUUUUUGUAAUUCAGAUGAAGAUCAAAUCAUAUUUGAAGACAAAUGUACACCUUAAUCACCCUAAUGCAGGUAAUGUCAAAGGGUUCACUUGUUUUUUCUUGCCACUGUAACGUCAUAUUUGUAAACUGAAUAUCUUUAGUCGGUGUAACAGUUGAGACAUGGUCUUGGACUUUGGGAAACACUGAUACACAUUUUUCACAAUUAAGAAUUAAGAAAAUAAUGGACAAACUAAUUGACUGUGAAAAUAACUGUUUCAGCCCUAUUGAAAUGUAGAGAGGUGGCUAAAUGGUGCAAUACAUAUGUUUAAUUUUAGUAGAAUUAUAUCAAUUAUUUUCAGAGGCAUUAUUUUAAUUGCAUUUACCUCAUUUACUGCAUUUAUUAUGUAAAGGAAUUAUGAUGAAGUGUAAGAAAGUAUAUUUUGUGAUGUGAAACACAUGAAAUCAUUUCAUUAUUCUUUAUGGAAAGUUAAACUGGAAACAUAUCUCAAAAGAUAUUUUAGUUAACAGAAAUGUACUUGCGAAAUUCUAUUUCCUUAAAAUCCUCCUUUUAUAGACUCACAUACAUAAUGAAAGAUUCAUUAUUAUAAUUAUUUCUUCGUAAUAUAAAGGAUAUGACUGUACUUGAAAGGAGAUGUUUGUUGUGCAGAGUAGAUAUAUUGAAAUGAUUCUAGAUUAGCACAUACAUAUACAUAUUAUUUGUACAUAGUGGAGUAUAUUAUCGUAUUGUUGACUGUAUAUGGCUAUCACAGACAAUCUGAUCUCUGAUAAUGUUAUUAUGAUUUUAUUUUAUUUGUGAAGCACUGAGUAUUUUGGAGUCUUAUUUUUAGAAAUCCCACUCAUUACUAUUGUAUGUAAAUUACUUUACCUUAAUAUAAUUUUCAUAACUUCAUAGCAUAUACGUAUAAGGACAGAUGAGACAUUUUAAAAGUGAAAGAAAUAUCCUUUAAAUAUGGAAAGUGGUAGCUUUGUGGAAGUAUUUUUGUUCAGCAUGUCAUUAGUUCCCAUGUGUCCCAAUCAUGCCACAAUCCAGGUCUUGAGUCUCUAUAACAACUCUCUGACUGUGAAAAGAUUCAGAUCUCAGUGCACCAUGUUACUGGGUUUGCAUUUCAUUUUACUGAGAAGUUGUAUUUUACCAAAAUAUCUAAUUGGUCCAGGACAGGGAUUGAUCCACACAUUGCAGGAUGUUCAGAUCUCCAAUGUUGGGAGGAUUAAGGGCUGGUCUGAUGAACUUUAACAUGUGCCAAACUUUGACCAAAUUCAUGGGCUGUGUUGAAGUGAUUCUAUGCAACCUGGACCAUGUUCUGAUUACAUCUGAAAUAACAUCAUCUCAGUGGUCUCAUGACAAUAUUUUGUUGAUAUCUGAUCCUUGAUAUCUACCAUGUUUUUGUAGUUUCUUUUCUCAGCCCAGUCCUGAUUUUGACCAUCAGAAAAAUCCAUGAACAUAUUUGCAGACAUUAAUCAAGACAUUAAUCAAGUGUCCAUUGGGGGUGAUUUGGAUUACAUUGUCCUUACAUGUUAAGCCUUUAUUCAUUUUUUUUUUAGUUCAACAUUUAAAUUGCAAAAAUAUACAUUUUUUCACUGCAUCACCAGUUUGUAAAGUGAAAUGUAACUGGUCAGAUGUACAUACUAUGGAGCACUAGAGUCAGAUGCACUGUAUGAGGUAUGUGUUCACAAUAUUUAUGUUUUAUUACAAACCUUAUGGACACUUUUAUCCUUUAACUCAUAUUUUAAACAAUGACUUUUCAUUCAGUCUUUCAGGAUUACAACUUUCCAGCAUUCACACUUGUAAUGUGUAUUGAAACACACAAAAAUAUUUAUUUUGUUAUUUGUUGUACAUUUUUGUUAUUUACACAUUCCUUCUUUUCCCGAUCUAAAUCUAAAUAAAACAUUUACAUUACUAUGCUGGUCUAAAUUCAUAACAUCAGUGAACACAUUCCUCUUAUUUCUUUUCUUCAGCAUUGUGCAGGUGGGCUAACUGUUAAUUUCUUAUCUUGUAUAUAUGAUAUUUUUUUUACAAGAACUUUCGAUAAACCCUUGAAUAAAUAGCAUGUGAUGGAAAGGUAUACAGGGACUCUUUUGACAUGUACUGUUUCAUGCAGUAUAUUUAAGAAGGGUUGUGAUGCCUCUGAACAACUAUUUUCAAACCUGCACUACAGCCACAGACUAACCAUGUACUAAAAGAAGUUUUAAUAAACUGAUAGCUUCAGGAGAAUUUAAAUGUGCUCACCCUGGAUGUUGCAUGUCUUGUUGGUGGUUUGUUCACACUAUUUUUGUGUCCAGGUACUACUUAAAAAGACAGAGAAUAGAGGUAUAAAAAGGACAUAAUUUAGAGAUGUGAUGUAUGCUGACUGUACAAAUAUGCUUGUACAAUUUGUCUGGUUUUCCACUCUAUGUAAACAGAAUAAAAAAUAAUGUAAUGGUUUUGUGGUUGUACACAAAAGUUAUUGAUAAAUUAUGCAAUUGUGCUGUAAAAAGGCUGUUGCCACA